Messenger RNA from Triplophysa rosa, 1837 nucleotides. Its product is annotated as Ras-related and estrogen-regulated growth inhibitor-like protein. Gene Ontology annotation, molecular function: GTP binding; GTPase activity. The transcript is spliced from 4 exons. Lineage: Eukaryota; Metazoa; Chordata; Actinopteri; Cypriniformes; Nemacheilidae. Bases 402 to 1064 code for a protein of 220 amino acids. The record is from RefSeq and is a predicted model, not a curated record.
AUCUAUUGAUCUGUGUUGUGUUGCUAAUUAAAGAUAGUAAUUAGUUGCUAAAGACAAAUUAGCAUAAUUUGCAAUCAUAUCUAUUUGACAAAAACAUGUGGAGGCAAGACUCACGAGGACGAGACCCCUGAGACAUCGGUCCACUCCGUAAUAAUAAAACUAAACUAGAACUGUAAGUUAAAUGGUUUAAACACUUAUUUAAAAUGAUUGGUUAAAAUAUAUAGUUGUUAUAUGAAUAGUUGACACAAAAUAAAUUGGGAAUUAAAAUUAGGCAAACAGACGCACUUGGCUAUGAUUGGUCAGCGAAGAGAAGGCACCGCCCACAUAAUGAAGAUAUUAAUCCCGCUGCCAAGCACGCAUCAAACUCUACCGGUAGCCUCUACCUUCUUGUAGAUUUACUAAUGAUUGUACAAGUGAGAUCACGCAAUUGCUACAGCAGCAAACGCAUGGAAGGCAACCAACAAAAAGUGGAGGCUAAUAUUUUAGUGCUUGGAGCUGAGAAAGUUGGAAAGUCUGCUCUUACCGUGCGCUUCCUAACGAGGCGGUUUAUUGGAGAAUAUGGAGAUAUAGAAUCAAUAUACAGCCACGCUGACCAGAUUGACGGGCGUGAUAUUUGUUUCAACAUCUGGGACUCACUUUGCCAGCAGAACGGUGAAGAAUCAGGGCACAUAAGUGACAGACAGCUGCAGUGGACAGACGGCUAUAUUCUUGUGUACAGCAUCUGUGACCGCACCAGCUUCAAUGUGGUGCAGGAACAAGUGCAGUGCAUACGACAAGCUAAGCAAAAACUGGCCAGCACAGCCCCGAUCAUCAUUGUAGGGAAUAAGAGAGAUCUCCAGCAUCUGCGAACUGUGUCCAGCGAAGAGGGCCGACUGUUAGCACGCUCAGCGGACUGUGGGUUUUUUGAAGUCUCAGCUGCUGAAACCUACCACAGUGUGCUGAUGGUGUUUCACGAACUGUUCGAACUGAUCCGAGAGGCAAGGGCGUUCAAGAAGGGCAACGCAGGGUUCAAAGGCAUCGUGAGGAGCAUGUCAGCUGUGUUUGGAAGAAAGCGGACUGAUUAGUUUUAUAUUUCCCCUUAAAGCGGUGGAUAAUUCAGGGAAAAACCCUUUAAGAAUCCAUAUUGGAAGGAAAAAACUGAUUAUUGAUCUGAAUGGGAUUUUUGCAAGUUGACAAUCUUAGCUGUUGUUGUGGUAUCAAAGUCUGAUCAGAAGCAAAAUCUCAAAUUCUGUUUGCGCUGGCACAUUUUUAGGCACAUUAGCACCCAUAAAUCAUUAUUAAAUCAAUAAUUUCAAACUUAGUUGUCUCUGAGUGCAAGAAAGCAUGCUUAUGAAAGUUCUAAGGAAUUUCAAACGAGACUUACACUCAGUCUACAUUCAGACUGUACAGUACAUUCUCUCUUGUACUGCUUUGUUUUAUUGCAGAAAGUAAGUGCAAUUGUUGGCUUGUUCCUUUCUAGCCCUUUGUCUAUGCAACUAUUUAAGACUAAAAUGUUGCUUCCAGCACAUGAUAAAUGUUAUUGAUACACUGUAGCGUUUAAUAUUUUUCAUAUAUAGCCCACAUAGGUCAUAUGUAAUGCUAGAAAUUCAAGACCUUUGUCUACAAAAAUGGAUAUACAGUACGUGCUGUAGUGAAUUAUGGCACUUUAAAAAGGUUUUCCACUUUUGCUCUGUUGAACUUACACUGAGAAUAAUGUGUUUUUAAAGUAGCUGUGUUUCAUUAGAGGUCCUUGGAUAAAUUGAUGAUACUUCCUGUUCAUGAUUUCCAAACACAGACUGUAGUAUACAAUGUUAGUUUAAAAGCUUAUGCUAAUAUUGUUUUAUAAUGAAACAUAAAA